CCAACAAGAAAGAGAGGUGAGAAGAAAGGAGAAUCCAAUAAGAUCUCUUUACUAUGGCGUCCAACAACAUCAACACAACCAAGGCCACAGAUGUUAGAGAUGCGGAAGGAAACCUACAAGAGAGAAUAAUUGAAACGGUGGAUUACCGGACAUCACCCGGACAGGGUGGGCAACAAGAACAAUUGAGGAGAGAGAAUGUGCAGGUGGUUCACCAGCCUCAUUGGGGUGGUGAUUCAGGCGCCGGCAGCAUGUUGUCUGGUGCUUAUGCUGCCGUUGUAAAUACCAUUCAGUCCGCCAAGGAAUCCAUCUCCGGCAACACUAACACCAACACCACCAAUGAUAGCAAAUGAU
Molecule: messenger RNA, 351 nt
Organism: Nelumbo nucifera (sacred lotus)
Lineage: Eukaryota; Viridiplantae; Streptophyta; Magnoliopsida; Proteales; Nelumbonaceae
Source: RefSeq, a predicted model, not a curated record